AUGAAUCAUAAUGCUUUGAGAAGUGGUGACUUAGCUGGAUGUGCGAAGUAUUUGGAUAGUGUAGGCGGUGGUGCUGAUGUGGCUCCGCUCUGGAGACAGUUGGCUGAUCGUGCUCUAAAAAAUGAUGACAUUCAACUUACUGCAAAAUGUUAUCGUGAAGUGGGCGAUGAAGCACGAACAUUCUACUUGGAUCAGACCGUGGAAUUGGCUGUUUCGGCAGGUGACGGAGAUAUAAUGGCAGGUCUAAAUAGCCCUUUAGUCCGUGCUCGUCUGGCCAUUUUCUCUGGCGAUCUAGCUUCGGCUGAAGAAUGGUAUACUAAGAAAGCAGGUCAACCUGCGCUAGCAAUUGAUAUGUACAAGCGAUUCAACAAGUGGAGUGAGGCUGUCGCUCUAGCCGAGAGGACUGAUCGUAGUUCUGUGUCGAUGCUGAAGCAACAGCACAUGGAUUAUCUUACAUCCACUGGACGAUUGGGUGAAGCGGGGGCAGCGUUAGCGGCUUCAGGGGAUGUUCAGGGCGCUGUACGUUUGUGGUUGAAGGGAGGGCGCGCAAGGAGAGCGGCUGCGUUAUUACUACAGCACUCGUCAUUGUUGCGCGACAAUGAAUUAGUAGAUGCUGUUCACACUCAGCUCGUACAGGAAGAAUGGUGGGAGAUGGCUGGCGAAAUAUCGGAGAGAAGAGGUGACAGUAGAACAGCAGUUGAAUAUUAUGCCAAGGGACAUAACUUCGCAAGGGCCGUGCAACUUGCCAGAGAGGUAAUAGAUGAUAAGGAGUCGAUAAAGGAGCAGUGUGAGCAGUUGGGUGAUCAUUUUAUUUCUACGCAAGAAUGGGAAACUGCAGAACGCGUGCUUAGUUCUUGCGAUAUGGCAGAACGUUGCGUACGCGCAUAUAACGCCGCCGGGCGCGUAGCCGACGGUCUAAGAAUGGCGGCCACGCAUCUCACUGAAGACCACACUAGGGAGAUAUACAUGCCGCUCGCACAACAACUCCGGGAUGAAGGACAAUUUAGGAAAGCCGAACAGAUAUACAUCGGCUUAGGGGAGGUUGCGCUUCAAUGGGCCGGCGCAUUGGGUGGUGCACCGGCUGCUAGACUUUUGGCUGCUAGAGGCUUAGCAGCUUUAGGGGCGAGAUGGGCUCUGCAAGCUCAGAGAUGGGAUAUUGCUCUAGAGUUGAGCGAGUUAGGUGGUGGUAUUACUAAAAGGGAAGUAGCUAGACAUGAAGCCGCCGCGCUUGCUGAAGAGAGUCCAGAAGAAGCUGAAGGAGCGUUCUUGAGAGCUUCGGCACCUGAGGAUGCAGUACGAAUGUGGCUAACGAGAGGCCAACAUCAGCGAGCACUAGCUUUAGCAGAACAACAUGCGACACAUAUGGUGGAAGAAGUCCUCGUAGAGGGUGCUCGUGCUGCAGCCGAGAGAGGUGAUCUGGCGCAGUUUGAGACGUUAAUGAUUCGCGCAAACCGGCCCAGAGAAGUAGUGCAGCACUAUAAGGAACUUGAUAAUACAUUGUGCGGAAGUGACAUCAAAAAGGAAUUCACAGAAUUGUGGGAGGAAGCAUCUCGUGUAUCUCGUGAGUAUUUACCGGAGGGUGGUGAGCCGGUGCCGCCCACUGUACCUCCGCUACUGCAACAAGCAGCUGAACAUGCAGAUAGAGGUGAAUGGUGGGAGGCAGUAGAAUUGUUGAUAGGUGCGAGUGCAGCAGGCGCUAAUGGUGGAGCCACUAAGUUAGCGGAACGCGCGGCUUUACGAGCCGCCCGUCUCGCUCGAGAUCAUUUGCAUGAUAACGAUAUCGGGGAACAACUGAGAGCGGCUUUAGUAGAAGGUUAUAAUGGAGAUGAAGAGGUCCAAGGCACAUCAACAGAAUAUGAGGAGGAAGAGCCCGCUAUAGUGUCGCAACCACGAGAAACUCCUCAAGAUGGAGAGUUUGAGGCGUUAGAGCGUUUGGCCCGCGCUGGCCACUGGCAACGCUGCCUCGCACACGCCGGCGCUAGGGCUCCACAUUACGCACUCAGAUAUGCCGUACAUCUAUUUAAAGCUCAUCCUCGCAUGGAAGGGCUAGACAUAGACAGUGAAGAUAUACCAGAAGCGCUAGCGCAGGUGCUAGAUACGUUACGUCAGUAUCUAGUCAACGGUGAAAGUGGCGACUCGACUGUCGCUAGUACUGACGUUGGACUAGCGAGAGCGGUCUGUAGCGAGCUAUUAGUUCGGGUAUCUACUGUGCCCAAAGCGCUUCAAGCACUGAAGGACGCUGCAGCUGUAAUGCACGUGGCGGGAGCCGAUGAUAGAGCCAUGCAGACAAUUACACUGCUGAUGGCACUGCAUGUACCGCAAAUAACAGGGCGUGCCGCUCGCGCUCUACCACGAUAUACGGACAUUAUCGUAGCUGACGUCACGUAUUAUUCAUGUGGUGUGGCGAUACGGUCGGAGGGCGCGGCGGGCGCACGCGAAGCAUUCGUACUUCUUAAUCGCUGCCUCGACCUCGCCGAGGCGGCAGACGAUGAUGCCUCGCAUCUCCUAGACUAUACUGAUUUUGAGUGUACGGACUGGUCGCGUACGCCACUUUUAUUGGAAAGUUCUUGUGUCCGCGGUGCGCCGUUAGAAGAUAUACGCGAGUGGGUGUUAGCCGUCUCUAUGGACCAAGCUGUUGAACAGACGCUACCGGAAGACAGUAGAAGCAUGUACGCUUCAUCGGUCGGAGCAGGAGAGCCGUGCUGCGUGCUGACAGGAUAUCCACUCGGUUCUCGAUUAGUUACUUUCACUAAUGGCCGCUGCGCUAAUCGUGAGUCAUGGUCUCGAGUAGCGAGCGCUGCGAGAGCUGGUGGUAACGCUGCAGCACUAUUACAACAUAUAGACCGUUGGUGUGGGCCCGCUGACUACACUCACGUGUGA
Molecule: messenger RNA, 2880 nt
Organism: Diatraea saccharalis (sugarcane borer)
Lineage: Eukaryota; Metazoa; Arthropoda; Insecta; Lepidoptera; Crambidae
Source: the annotation of a GenBank genome assembly